GGACGGCGAUUGAUUGUUCGACAGGGUUGAAACUGCACUGCACCGCAGACCGUUGAAGAAAUCCAGCCAACUGGAAGAGACCCUCAUCUGCGGGAACUGCCCUCGCUGCCAGGACCAGCGACCAGGCUUUCACUGCCCAUGCAUCGAAAAGUCAUGUAUAAUACCCAAACCAGAUCGACAGUAGCUGGCGGUCCCGACUCUGAUGAUAUGCAUUGUCUGAAUUCGGAACCAGAUAUACCGGUACGCAGGAUACAUAACCCGAGAGAUCUUGGAGACCAGAAAAUCAUAGAAACGAGGGUCAUGUCUCAACCCGGGAAGGAAAAAGAAAAGAAACCACACGCGGGAGUCGAAACACCUGCCUUUAUAGCUGUAGCACUAAAAAAGCGAGUAUAUAAUUUGAGGCAAGAAGCUCUGAAGAAACGAUCGGGAGGAGAUUGCCUGGCUCAUCGGGCCGUGGGAUGUUGGGUCAGCUCGCAGCCUCACAUGCAGCAUUUUGGUCAAUGCCUUCUUAUUCGGGAAUCCUGCAGUGAAGAGAAAUGUCGCUGCAUGAUGCAGUGUUCUUCGGCUUCCUUGUCCCUUCGUUGGAACGACACGGGAAAAAUUGCUGUGCAGUCUCAUGAGAACCCGGCAUCUUGGGACGUAACACAUCAAAGCCCUCCCGCGACGCCACCCACACCGUAAGAUCAUAUUUCACGUUCCCGAGAGGCAAGGUUGGGAAAGUGAGCAUCGUUCUUUUGACCCGUCUAAAAAAGCUCCA
This is a messenger RNA of Mollisia scopiformis, 757 nucleotides long. RefSeq lists its product as uncharacterized. NCBI's taxonomy places the organism in Eukaryota, Fungi, Ascomycota, Leotiomycetes, Helotiales, Mollisiaceae. The coding region runs from base 139 to 681 and encodes 180 amino acids. The transcript has a single exon. The record is from RefSeq and is a predicted model, not a curated record.